AUGGUCGCAUUCAAUACUAGAAGUUUUAAAAUCAAAGCAGCACUUGUCUCUGUGUGCAUUGCCCUUGGCACUCUCUCAUGGAUGAUACGAGGAGCAACAAAACAAGAGCACGCUGUGAAGGAUCCCAAUACCUGUUUGUAUGUACCCGGAGGAGGGUUUUCUGGCUUCUUUUACAACAUUGGUCAUCUGCAGGCUACAUCGACAGCGAAACCAACAUCAGCCAACAAACUGAUUGCUGGUUCCGAGAAUGACAAUGGUGACACCGACUACUACUGCUAUUCUGCAGGAUGUCUUGCCACAACGGCUGCUUUGGGCAACAUCACUGUUUAUGAUGUGUAUGGUGCAUGCAUGGAUAUUCAAGACUUGAUGUGGACUGGGGACAUCUCACAGUUUGAGGUAGUGGAGGAGUUUGUAGACUAUCUGAUAUCUACAGGUCGUGAACGCACUUUGAAUGAUGCAGCUUUGGCCAAGAUGCACAUCAUCACAACUGUGGUGUUGCCUGCAGAAGGCUGGCUGUCACUACCCAAGCUAGAAACUGUUGUAAGGACGCCCCAGUCACUCGAAGAGCUCAAGGAGAUGCUGCUACAGACUGCAUGGAUUCCAGGAGUCACUGGAAACGGUUUGGUAUCAGAUGAUCAUCUGGAUGGUGGUCUCACCAUAUUCAGCCAUCCUGAUUGUCCAAGUGCGGUGGAACCCCCACAAUUAACUUGGACCUGGGAAAGCCUGGCAUUCUAUGCCAACGCUCUCUUUGGUGUGAACAUGAGCAAAGAGCAAGCUGAACGUUUCUGGUCCGCAGGAGUCAAACGAGGCCUCCAGGUGGCUGGCCACAAGGUUAGAUAG
This is a messenger RNA of Seminavis robusta, 840 nucleotides long. The record is from the annotation of a GenBank genome assembly. Lineage: Eukaryota; Bacillariophyta; Bacillariophyceae; Naviculales; Naviculaceae.